Hyla sarda is the source of this 1491-nucleotide messenger RNA. Its product is annotated as tetraspanin-3-like. The record is from RefSeq and is a predicted model, not a curated record. The transcript is spliced from 7 exons. Bases 293 to 1030 code for a protein of 245 amino acids. Gene Ontology annotation, cellular component: membrane. Lineage: Eukaryota; Metazoa; Chordata; Amphibia; Anura; Hylidae.
CUAUUAAGGAAAUGCUAAGGAGUAUGUAGUAUUGCUGCACUGCCAUGUACAUUAAAAGAUGACCUACUACAUCUAUGAACCCUGUGAGAAAUAGAGAAGUGACCAUGAUUGUUCCUCUCCCUUCACGGCUGUCGUGUCCGCAUUGAGCCGACUUCCGCCCUCACCUGGGGCCCUUAUCUCCCUGAGGCGUAGUGCGGGGAUGAAGUCACUGGUAAUCAUGUGAGUGUGGAGGGCGGGACAGGUCGUAAGCGUCGGCUAGAGCCCGCACACCGGGAGUUGGACCGUACUCGCUAUGGGUCGCUUUGUGGAGAGCUCGGCCCGCCUGUGUAUAGGACUCCUGUCAUUCCUCUUCUGGGUUUCUGCUGCUGCCUUGAUAUUUGCUGGAUACUUCUUAAUAAUACUUUAUAAGAGAUACAAGCCUUUCUUUGUUGGCUUCCACAUACUUUUACCCAGUGGUUUUGCUGUAACAGGCGCUGUCUUGCUUGUUCUUAAUGGUCUAUUGGGAUUCAAAAUUUCAAAUCGAGGUUCUCGCUGUCAGCAAGGAACUUUCAUGUAUUUUAUUGUUGUUUUGCUAUGCCUAUUGACCUCCGGAGUGGUGUUGGCAUAUGUCUGUAUACACUGGCUAGACUAUGAAUUGACGCCUAUGCAGAAUGCCUUUCAACAGUAUAAUGGUAGCGGAAUGUUUGUCAAUAAAAUUCAAAAAGAGCUUCACUGCUGUGGCCUUCAAAACUACUCUGACUGGGAGAUGACACCAUGGUAUAAAUACUCUGGCAAUAACACUGUACCCACAAGUUGCUGUAAUAUGGCUUAUUCAGCAUGCACCGGAAACAUUACAGAGUCGAAUGAACUGUAUUCAGAGGGCUGCUUUGUAAAGCUGCAGUACAGACUAUCUUUUUACUUAUUUUGGUUGGUAUGGUCUGGUAUUGCUAUAACUGGCACACAGGUGCUGGCAGUUAUUUCUGAUGGGGUAUUGAUGACUCGAAACCCUUUCCAAGAUUUCCGGAUACUUGAUUCUGGAACAUUUGCAUAGAACCUGAAGACUAUCGUGCAGAUUUACUGCUAAAUAUGUUAGAUUUUUUUUGGUACAUUUUUGUGCAAAUUUUUUACACCUUUUUUGAGUGUUCAAAAUUAUUUCUAAAAGAGAUUUUCUGCUAAUGAGUAAUAUGUAAAUAUAUCAUAAUGAAAUGAUACAGUAUAAUUUUCACAAGAACAUGGUUUAAAGAAUAAUUAGUAUAUCUAAAUAAACACCUCCUUUUGUGUGUGCUAAAAUGUGAAUAAACUGUGCAUCUUGUGUUUUUGUUGAGGCUAAAGUUUUGGAAGAAGCAAAAAUGUUGAUCAGAUUUUAUUGGGAGGCCAUUUAUGACUAAAGUUUGAUUUAACAUGAGAAAUGCAUAUUACUUGUCAAGUUGAAGAAAUUACCCAAUAUCCUAAAUUUUUUUGUAUUUUGGGGUGCGUGGAGGUGUGGAAAAGAAAAAAGUGAUCACCUACCCC